Molecule: messenger RNA, 13039 nt
Organism: Nezara viridula (southern green stink bug)
Lineage: Eukaryota; Metazoa; Arthropoda; Insecta; Hemiptera; Pentatomidae
Source: the annotation of a GenBank genome assembly
GCCUGCUCGGCGGUACAGUGGUGGCGGUGAUGUCGGUGCAGAACUUCAGCCUGGCGUCGGCGAGCGGGGUCCCGGGCUACCUGUACACCCGGGUGACGGCCGGGUCCCCCUCGGGCCGGUCCACGCUCCACGCGGUCCUCGACUACGACGACGACCUCCCCACCGGUCCCGGCGACUACGACGCCACGAUCGACGGUCCCAAGGGACCCAUCGUCUUCAAGAACGGCUCCCUCCCGGUAGUGCCCCUGUACUCCUACGGCACCCAGCAGACCGGCAACGGCAGCCUCGUCCACAUUCCGGUUCUAUGGACAGCCCUGUCGCUAGCCCUGGGCCUGGAGAUCAGGGGGGAUAUCAUCAGGGGGACGCCAUGUAUAAAGAAACACCACCAGCUGUUCUGCCCCACUGCUGGCAAUACAUACCCUUUGGAAAGGAUAGAACUGUUCAUAGAUGAAAAUAAAGCACUCAUGAAGAGGAUGUAUGGGGAAUUUGAGACGGGAGGGGAUUAUGGGCCUCCUGGGCAAGAAGUCUAUGAAGAGGAUGCAAGAACAGAGAGAGGAAGAAGACAAGUGCCCAGGCCAGGAAACCAGACAUCAGACACUGGCAGAGUUGAUGCGUGUCAAUCAAAAAUUGAAAUAGUUACUCCAUAUUGGGCAGCCAACAGUGCCGGCAAGAUCCGUGCCAUAGUUAACACGCAGCAUUUCGAACAAGCCAUUCACCAGGAAGUUUGCUCAAAAGUACAAACAAACAGAUGUGCUGGUGACUGUGGGUGUGAACAGAAGUAUAAAUGGCAUAGACUACUUGCAUACGAUCCAGAUAAUGACUGUAAAGGAAUUUUCAUGGACUGGUUUUUAUUUCCAUCUUGUUGCGUCUGCCGUUGUAAUCCAAAUGGCAACAUAAGGCAUAGAACUUGAGCGAAGUAUGUUAUACUGUUGACUAGGCUACAUCGCUGCAUGGGCUAUCCAAUAAAUAAUAAAUAAUUUCAUCAAUGUGUGCAUUAGCACUCAUAAAAUUUAAUACAUUUUAAUUCACAAAUUCAUUUUACAAAAAAUUUACAAAUUAAUGAAAGAAAAUGUGUACGUUAAAUAAAAAUUCACUAUGUGUGUAUGAUAGACAUUAGGUUUGGAGGAAAUUUCAAUAGGAGAAUCAUUACAGUUAAUAAAUAUUAAAACAGUGAAUUGUUUUUUGAGGAUUUAUAAAAAAAAAAAAGAAAAAAUGUGGUCUCAUGAAUACGCAUUAUGAUGGAGUUUAACUAUAAACUUUGGUUUAAAAAAUCCAAGAAAUGAAAUAAAUCAAAGUAAAAAAAGAUGGAUGUUAAUACAAAUUUAAAUUAUCUGAGAAUUAAAGUGAUUUAAUUAGAAUAAUUUAAUAAUAAAUCAUUUAACAGCUAUUCCUUUUAAUAAUUUCUGUAUUGAAAAAAAAAAUAAAGAAAUAAUUUUUUUUUCAAUUCUCACUAAUUUAAUUAAAUUUCAAUAAAAAUGAGUUUUACUCCUAGAAAUAUAAACUUUGUUUAAUAUGAAUGUGACCCUUUAUUAAGUGUUAUCAAUUUAAGAAGCCUUUUCUUGCCAGAAUUGAUCUAUUUUCCAAAUUAUAUUGGCUAAAGACUCAUAUAAAUACAACACGGCUUUCUACAAUGAUCUACAAUCUAGUGACUAAUUGUAUUACUAUCACACAGAACGUAAAGCUACUGCAGCAAUCUAUACAAAGAGAUCGUAGACCAUCUCGACUGAUUCCUGUUCCAUUUGUAGGAGCCUUUAACAUUUUUUAAAUAAGAUAGUAAAACAUUUUUAACAAAAAUUGAUAAAAGACUGAUAUAACAUCAAUUUCUCCUUCCUAUGCCCAAGCUUAUUCAAAAUAAAAAUCUUAUAAUAUGCAUUUUAUCAAUGUGUAUCUUUUAAUAAUUAUAAUUUUUAAACUUAGUAAGAAUCAUGCAUAUCUAGUCAAUAGUAUAACAAUUGAAAUAAGCUCAUUCCUAAAAUUACCAUUGAGUUACCUAUUAUAGAAACUAUAGUAGAAGGAAAUCUAUUUUGUCAAAAGAGCCCCUACUGAUCUUGGAUCUAAUUUUAGCUUUAAACUUUACUACUUUACUCAUUACUACAAAGAGCUGUUACAUUUUUAAAAUUGUUAAUAGCUACAGCUGAAAAGUUAAAAAAAAAAAAAAAAAAAAAAAAAGGUAAAGUUUAAAGAGUGAGAAAAAUGGGUGCUACUCAAGUGUAUAGUAUCGUAAUGAUUAAGUAUAUUUAUUUGCAUUUUCAAAUGAGUUGCCUAUUGAUUUAUAAAAUGCGACCAGGUGAAGUAAUAUCUAUUCGAAAAAUGCAUUACUAAUUGAGCCUUUCAGUUGAUAGAACUCCAAUUUUAACAUUUUUAAUUAUUAAUUUGAAUAUUUUUAGUGGGAACAUUAUACCUUUAUUCAAAGUUCUAUAUUUCAACACUGCAAUUACCUACUCUGGAAUCAGCUUGCUCACUAUCUGAACAGGUAUUAUAAAUUUUCCAAUUAGAAAUAUCACUAAAAUGAUUUUACUCAAAAAUGUUGAUAUUGGAGUUAGUCAUUCUUUCAACUGAAAGGCUUAAUUGUAUCAACAUCCACAUUAGAAGGAGAUUGAAAGUUUCUAGGCAAAUUAAAGAAUAAAUAAAGAAAAUCUGGGCAGAGCUCAUGUUGCAACUAAGAGAAUCAAUUCUCCCUCUGUGAAAAUUUAGAUUGCUACUUUAUCAUAUAUGCCAUCAUGACUUUUUUCUUUUGUUUAAGUUUUGAUCUGUUUUAUAUUCUUUCAAUUGCGUGCACUAAUUCAUUAGUUUAUUGGUAUUUCAAUAACAAAAGGAUAUUUAUUGUUAGCCAACGUGCAUACUAAAUAUUCUCUUUCAAGUUCUUUAACCAAACUUCAGUAUCAUUUCUCAUACUACUAUAAAAUGGCUACUUUUUUAUUUUUUUUAUCAACCGCACUAAACGUGCUCACUCCACAGGUAUAUCUUGUAUUGUUGUGGAAGUUUUUUAAAUUACUUGAAUUUCUAAACAUUGUUUUUAUCUCCAACUUAUCUAAAUAUCUAAAUAUUUUUUUACGACAUAAAAGAUGCUAUUUAAUUUUCUUUAAUUAUUAAUAUUUAGCCCUCCUAUUGUAUUUGUAUCAUACAACUAAGUUUUGAAAUUAUUAAUUAAUACUUAAUCCUUAGUUAUCAUGCUUAUUCUUCAAUAGAGUAUAGCUUGCCCACUUACCGAGGCCAGAGCUGUGGAAGAGUUGGGAGUGGGGAUAACCUUUAUUAACUGGCCAAGGUAUAGCUGGAAUCGUAUAGUGAAUAGUAACUUAUUAGCUAACCCUCACGAGACUUUGAACAUUUGUGGAAAAUAAUUUUUUCACAGAGUAGCAAUUAGUCACAAACUGGUUAGAUUUGUAUGCACACUUGGUCUGGGGAUGAUUCUGAAGGAUAUCUUCAUCAUUAAUUGGGAAUAAUUCAAAUGAAUUGUUUCUUGUCCCAUGAACAUACUGUUUUGAGGACAACGAUUACCAUCUUAAAAAGAAAAAUCAAAAAGGCAAAUCAUUUGAAAAUGUAUAAUUGAACAAUGUCUGAUAACACAUUGUUUAACAUACAAGAACAAAUAAAAACAAUGUGAUUACAUAUUUUAAGUUGUGGUAUGUUAUCAUUUAAAUUCAUUAGGAAAUUAGUAAUUUAUUAAGAUAAAAAGUAUUUAAACUAACUUUUCUUUAUCUUCUUGUCUGUAUGUUGUUUUUUUUGUUUCUGUGUGAAUUUAUUAAAUCUAGUAUUUAAUAUAAUUAAUACAUAAAUAAUGUAAAUAGCUAAUAAGAUCUAUUUUGUAAUUAAGUUUAAGAAUUAAAAUUAUGAGUUUUCAAAUUAUAAGUAGUUUGGAGAUAAAGUGGUUGAAUAAACAUUAAAACCAGGGCAACCAAUAAUAAACACAAUAUAUUUUUUAUUGAAAACAAUUCUUUCAACACAGUUUAUAAGUUUCUCUAACAUUUCAUUAAGAAUUAGAUAAAUAUCAACAUGAGUAAAUAUUCCUUAUACAUUCAUUAAAACAUUAGCGAAAUAUUUAUUAACAUAUCCAUUAAUUAUAUACUUUUCUAUACUUCUAAAAGAUUCUCAUGUUCCAAACUUAAAAUUUAUAAUUUACAAUUAUAAAUUACCUUAGACAAUAAUCCCUAUGGGAUGUAACAUCAAAAUACACAUAUAUUAUAUACACUAACAGUACAAAAUAGAAACAGAUGCUAUUAAUUUUAAAAUCAAUUAAAAUUUUAAAAUGGUAACAAUUUAUUUUUCUUAAACUACACUAAGGAACAUUAUACAAAAAAACAUAUAUAAGAAAAGUAUAAAUCACAGUUUCUUUUUAAUAUAACAUAAAAAAAAAAAAAAAAAAAAAGCAAAAAAAUGUUUUCAGAAAAUCGUAUUGGUGGAUAAACUAGCUAGCUAUUCCUAAAUAGUCCCAAUAAGACAAAACAUAAUAAAGUACAAAAAGUUUGACUAUCCUGGUGUCAUUUUUUAAAAAUGCUUCCUUCGUAAGGAUUGCAAUUACAAUUAAAGCUAUUUGAAAUUCAAAAUAUGUACCAUGAACCAUAUCACAGAAAACUUAUUCCUGAUUAAAUUUUAUAUAUAUUUAUAUUAUUGGAAACAAAUAAUAUAUAAUACAAAAAGAGACAACCAAAAUACUAUCUUAAUGCAAUUGAUCAUCAGAUCAAGAUUUAUAUGAAUUAACACUGAAAAUUGGUCUACGAUUUCAGAACUAUUUCAACAUUGAAAAAAAUGGAAGAAAUAAAUUCUUUAAAUAAGCAAAUUAUAUUGCUGAUUUAUUUAUGAUAUAAUAUUGAGUGCUGAAAAUCGAGUUAUCUCAAUAGAAGUCAUCGGUGCAAAAAAGAAAUUCUCACUUUAUAAAAAUAUAAAAUUGUUUCAAUCUUUCUAUCUAUCAGAAUAAUAAAAUGCAGUACGAUUGGCAAGAUGAGUAGAAUUAAUUUUAAUAAAGACAGCAAAAAAAUAUAAAAUCAUGUAAAUUAAACUGAUGGACACAGCAAGAAGUUAGUUCUAAAUAAGCCAAGAUAAAAUAAUAAUAACUUAUUCAUUUCAUCAAAAAAUAGAAAACUUUUGAGUGAUUACAAGUAAACUAAGCAUAUUUUAGUUAGAACAUCAUCACUCAGACAAUUUAUUUUAUUUAAAUUUAAAUGAAAUUCCAUAAACUUCUGAUUAAAAAAACAUUCAAUAUAAAACUAAUAUUAUAAGAUGAACAGAGUACAAAAUUGAAAUAUCAUCUUAAAUAUUUUCUAAGAGUGCUACCAAUGGGUAGUUUCUUAACAAGCACUUUCAUGGGAUUGUAUUAUUACCAUGUGCACAUUUACUGGAUGUAUUUUUAAAUUUAUGAAGUUGUAAAUCUCAUGAAUAAAUAAAAAAAUAAUAUUUUCAAUCUAUAAACUAGUUAUAUGUAAAAGAAUUAUUAGGCUGUUGGAAGCUAGGCAUGUUUGUAGGGAAGAAUUGAUUAUUUUGUAAAAACUGAGGAGCUUGAUUUGGGGAUGAAAAACGAUUCUGAGAUUGAAAUGAAGGACUGCUACCAGCAAAAGAGCGACUGUUGGGAAGAUUGAACGGGGGAAUACCAGGGCGCUGGGGAGGCUGGAAGUUCUGGCCUUGCUGAGGAGGAUAUUGGGAGCAGUUUGGUGGAAACAUCUGAGAGAAUGGCUUGUCAGAUUGAGGAGGAAAUGGAGGGUUGUCGGGCAUAUAUCCAUUCUGAUGGAUGUUCCCAGUUCCACAAGUAUUGUUCAAUGGAAACUGUUGGCCUUUUGGUUGCAACGCUUGAUUAUCAAAAUGCCUGUGCUUGCAGGGACGAUUUUGUGAAAAUCCUGGAGAGUUAGUAUUACUGAACGAAGGGCUUGGAAAGGAAUGAGUAUUAGGAGGAAAUGACGGUUGGCCUCCAAACGAGUGAUUGUUUGAUGGCCAUGACUGGUUGCUCGAUGAAAAUCCACCAACCAUAGGCCGAAAUGGUGGAGCAUUUCUCUGAAAAGGUUGAGAGUUCUGAGGAGAGAAAUUUUGACUAGGAAACUUCUGACCGUUAGCCUGAAAUCCUGGAUUAGUUGGUUGAAAUCCCUGAGUGUUUGUGGGAAAAGCCUGGCCAUUUGAGGAAAAGGAAGCUUGAGGCCUGCUAGGUGAAAACGGAUUUCCAUUCAUUUGAUUCUGAGAAGGAAAGAUGUUACUUGUACUUGGGCUGGAGAAGAAUUUUGAUUGCAUCUGAUUAUUUCUGAUGGAAAAUGAACGACCACCGGGUGGAGAUGUUCGAAAGCUACUGCUAGAAGAGAAGGGAAAAGAAGGUGGUGUCGGAGGUGCCUGCCUAUGGAACGGAGGUACAGUAAAAUUAGAUGCCCUUACAACGUUUCCCUUACUUGAACCUUCUCCAUCAGGCAUUGGUCUUCCAGCUCCUGGUGCAGCAUUUCUAAACCAAUCAGGGCGCUUAGGUGGAGUCUGAAAUUUUAAUUAUUUUUAUUAAUAGAAGACUGACUAAUAAGGAAUUAAAGUAAGACAUAUUAUAAUUUAUUUAUCUACUAGAUUAUAGUUACUAAUUCAAAAAUAACAAUAAAAAGUUUUAAUACAGCUCUUAUUAUUUUAUGUUUCCUCUUCCAUAGAAACUCAAAGAUAAAGUGAUGUAUUCAAUAAACAUUUACAAACCAUAUUAGCAACGAUUUUACAUGUAUUAAUAAUCUGAUAAUUAUAGCAUUUUACAAUUAUUUAAAUCAAGAUACUAAUAAUAAUAGUAAUAAUUAGUAAAUAGUAAUAAAUAAAAAAAUAUAACAAUAUUAAGAAAAGAAAAAAUAUAUUGCUUAAGUUUUAUCUUGUUAUAGACCAUAAAAUAGUAUAGGAAAAUAAAUUAUAAUAACCUUCAUAAUUUAUUUUAAGUUUUAAUGUUUGAAGUUCCGGGUUAAACUACCCACCAUCAAUAACAUCUAUCGAAAUAUAAUAAUAUAUCAUACAGAGGUGCCCAGAUAGUUUCAUGGCGCAAGUUGCACCAUUAAAAUUUUUGAAGACACAUUUCGAUAGGGUUAUGAAUUUUCAGAAUGAUAAAUUCAAACCAGAAGACAAGAGUAAAAUAUGGAACAGACCACAGCAAGUUUAAUUAUAUAUGAUCUAUGGUUUUUUUAAAUUCUACUUUCGCUUACACUGUUUUUAGCAAUCAAAUAUCUUGGGAAGGGGUUCAUGCGCCAUCAACCUUGGGAGGGAUGGGUACCUCUGAUAUCAUACGUAAUUAGUUCACCAGACAUUAUUAUUGACAUAUUUUUACAUAGGUGUGGAACCGAGGGCGCAUGUGGCCUCCAAACAUUUUAUACAAUAUUUAUUAAUCUAUUGCUGCAAUUCAUUAAUAUUUGAUUACUUAAGUAAUAAAAGUUUGACAAUUAAUAAAAUUAAGUUGAAUAUAUGUAUGAGAGUUUGUGUAUUUAGUGUUAAAUAAAAAUAGCAACGGUAAAAUAUACCGACUUAUUGCUGUCUCCAUCAGCAGCACUGCCUAACCUUACUGUGGUCUAUAAUGAUAAAAAGGUUCCCCAGCUAUACUAUUUAUUCUAUUUUUUUUUUAAAUAUAUGAUAUAAAUGAAAGUAAUUCACUAAACAGUAUAAAAUAACUUUCUAUCAUUUAACACUGCAUUAUUAUAAUACAAAAUGUUAAAGUCAAAGAAAAAUAUACAAUAAUUAUUGCAAGGAUUCAUAUUUUCUAUCAGUAAUAAUGUAGAUAUAUUUUCGUUAUAAAAUCAUAUAUACUUGCACUGUGUGAUACAAAUCAGUAACUAUAAGUAAAUUAUUCAAGAAUUAUUUUAAUUCAAUUUUUAGUCAUUAGUGAGCUCACAAAACAUGUUUUAAAACUUUGACUGCGGACGGGAUACCUGCCUUCCCGCCUUGGCUGUCGCUACUUAAAGAGGUAGGGGCAAGCCCAGCUUCCAUCAUUCGCCUUAUGGCUUGGUCAGUGCAUUCAUUAGUCCCCUCGAACUCAUUUAGUUCGGUCGUUCCCGGUUUCUGAACAUUUGGAAGCUAUCAGUUACAGAUUUAUUCUGAACCCAACGUACGUUCUUUCUCUAUUAUUUGUGUCAUAUACAAAUAUAGCCUAUUCCACUAGAACCAACCAAUCUCCACAAUCUUGUGCUUUCUCCCUCUAUCUUCAAACAUCCAGCCAGCCCCCUCAGAUCAUCCUCCAGCGAUCUGCGUCCUCUACUUCUCUUGCCAUAUGGUUUCCCAUAGAAAAUCCUCUUUGGCAUUCUCUCCACAUCUCCUAUCCAUUUUAUUCAUACUCUUUAUAGCAAUGACACAAUAUGAGGUUUCCCAAAGAGUUCCAGCAUCUUCUCAAUCCUUCUUCUUCCCAAAAUCCUUUUAUCAGCAAAUUCAACUCAUGUAGUUCUCUACCUUUCUCCCCCAGAAGUAGAGAUUCUUUUAAUGGAUGGUAUAAACUUCAAAACUAUUUCCAGUGAGAAAUAGCAUCUGUUCCUUACUGCUAUCCUGGCUUUUAUUUUUCACUCUACUUUGUUGUCACAUGUAACCAUACUUCUCAGGUACUUGAACUGAUUUACAGACCUAAGACUGAAUCUCUGAAAAUCACUUCACUUUAAAAUGAACCAAACUUGUAGAUACUAAGAUAUAUAUAAAUAUUAAGUAACACAUUUCUUAAACUUUGAGGACUUAAAAAAUUUGUUUGUGACCAAUUUCAUCUAAUUAAAAGAGCUGAUAAUCUUACCUUUAUAUUCCUGAACCACUAAAGUAUUAAAGUAAAUGGUUCAACAGUUAGGAGACAGAGGUAGUUUAAAAAGAGUGAUGGCGAUAUUAGAAUAACAAAAAGAAAAACGACUCAGAGCAACAUUAAAAUAAGUGAAUUAAUAAAUAUUCAGAAAAAAUAGGAACAUUUAUCAGAAUUCUUAGGUAGCUGAGGAGGUAAAUGUAUGAUUUAACUUACCGUAAGAUGAUUGCUAAAUAGCUGGUUCCUCAUCGUAUUUUGACGAUUCAUUCUUUCUUCAAAAGAUGGAACUUUCCUGAUAGGCUCAUCGAGAUCUACAACUUCCUGGGCUAAAGCCUUCAUCCGGGACUACAAAAUAACAAAAAGAAGAUAAUGAAAUAUUCUAUCAAAUUUAUUUUAUAUUUUUGUCAAUUAUUAUUGGAUGCUAUCACCUUCCUGAAAAUAGGAAGAGCAGCAAUAGUAGAUGACAUAGCUCCUAAAUGAUCAAAUACAUGAGCCAAAAGGGAGUAGAAGUUUUCCAGCACCUACUAGAUCUCGUAUGAAAAACAAGGAUCACCCCAAAGAAGGAUUGGGAAGUUUCAGUUCUAGUCCCAAUACUUAAGAAAGAGGCUAAUAAAGAAUGUAAAAACAAUCAGGGUGUAUCUCUUCUUAGUGUUCCAAGCAAAAUAUUAGGGAGAAGACUGCGAAUAAUAAUAGAACCCUAUCUAAAUGAAGAACAGUGUGGAUUCACGCCAGUCAGAAGUACCCAGGAUCUCAUAUUUGCACUAAGACAAAUUUCUAAGAAAUUAAUAGAAAGAGACAAAGAAAUAGAUGCUUGUUUUGUAGAUCUAGGCAUUUGACUGGGUUAAAAAACAAGACAUAGCAAAAGCCCUAAAAGAAAAAGGAAUAGAAACUAAUCUUCGUAAGGCAUUUCUAAGUCUUUAUAAAUGUCAAGGCAACGUUGCGAGAACAAGCAGUAAAUUAUAAAAGGAGUUCACAACUUAACAAUGGAUCAGGCAAGGGUGUAGUCCAAGUCCUUUGCUAUUUAAGUUAGUGUUGGACAUCGUAAUAAAAAUAUCAAAACAACACAAGAGAUCUUAUCAAAUGGAGCACACAAAUCUUCAACCUGUUCUUUUUUUUCUGUUCGCUUAAGCAGAUGAUUUUUGGGGGUAAUGGAGGAAACCUUCAAUUCAACGUUCGCAUUCUUCAAAAAGAAUUAUAUAAGAUAAACAUACCAAUAAACUUGGACAAAACAAAAACAAUGAGAAUUGGAAGGAAAGAAGGAUUUAAAGUACCUUGGUGCUCACAUAAAUGAGUAAGAAUGGACUGAAAGAGAAUUAAAGAACGAUAGAAGUCUGCAGGAAGGUGGUUCAAAGCCAUCAAGAAAGGAUUUCUGAGUAAAGGAUAAGUGAGCAAGAAGGCCAAAACUACUGUUUACAAAAACACUUUACCCCCUAUAAUGACCUACUCCAGCAAAUCAUAGACACUAACUACCAAAAACAGAAGUCAGAUUGAGGCCAUGAAGAUGCAAUUCCUGGAGGGUUAAAGGAAAAACAAAAAACAAAGAGAGAUGGCAUAAGAAACUCCACAAUAAAAGAAAAACUGAAUGUAAGACCAGUUGAGUCAGUAAUAGAAGAAAAUAAUUUGAGGUGGUUUGGUCUGUCUCUCGAAUGGCCGAGAACCAAGUGGUCAGAAUUGCUUUGCAGAGUAACAUUGAUGGAAGGUGGCAUCAGGAAAGGCCCAGGAAGACUUGGGAGGAUGGUCUCAAAGAGGCCUUUAACAGAAGAGAUAUUGAUUGGCAGAGGAGGAGGCAGUUGGCACAGGAUUGGGAGUAGAGUUCAGUUCUACAAGAAGACUCCUCACACCGCUCAGAGGUAGAAGAGAGAACAAUUAAAAAGAAGAUUUAUGUCAAUUACAGAAUAGUAUCUACCUCUUUUCUUUCCUUUUUGGCUUUGCGUUCUUCCUCAUCAUCUGAAUAUUCUUCAUAUCCAGGGGGAGGUUCCACAUCUCCCUUCCAAGAAGCAUCACUUCCUUUCAUCCUGCAAAUAAAUCAUUCAUUAAAUUAUUCACCAUACAAAACAAAAACAUUUUUAGUGAGUAUUUUAGAUAAUCAACCAUUUAAAUAUGUGGUUAAAAUAAGUGGUAAUUGAAUUGAAUAAUGGUGGUAAUUGAAUUAUCAUUAAAUAAGUAUUCUUUUUGUCUUUAACAAUUACAGCUUCAUGGCAUAAAGACAUUAGCAUAGGACCAGGUGCAAACACAACCGCUUAGAUAAACAGAUAAUGUGUAUUAGAUAAAUAGAUGCAAGCUGAAUCCAGAACAAAGGCUUGGUUCAAACUUUAAAAUAUAUAGGAAGGAGAUGGUCCAGGGUGGCAGUCAUAAAUAGGCCGAAUAGUGGCAAAACUAUUUUAUUAAAAGCCAACGUUUCGACCCGACUUUGCAGGCCUUCUUCAGGGAGGUGUGUUCAGCUAGGAGUUUCACUUAGAACUCAAGUCGGGUCGAAACGUUGGCUUUUGAUAAAAUAGUUUUGCCACUAUUCAGCCUAUUUAUGACCGCCACUCCGGAACAUCUCCUUCCUUUAUAAUGCAACGGUCAACUAUUAAAUAUUCAAUUUAAAAUAUAUUAUCUGUAAUCAGUAUACAGGGUGUCCUGGAAGUAGAGAGAAAUAUUUAAGGGGUGAUAGCAGACCUCAACAGCUACAAAAAAGUUUAUAUAAACAAUGGUCUUAUUUUCCAUAGAAAAGUAGGAAAUUAAAGUUUUGCAUUUAUUUAAGUGACGUGUUUUUUGUUGAUUGUUCCUCCUCCUCACCGAACUGCUGCAUUUGAUAAAGUCUUUUUAAUUCAAGUUGGCUCCUUCUGGAACUCUAUACCCUCAGAUAUUCGACACACAAAAUUAAUACCCUCUUUCAAAUCUCUCCUCUUCAAACACCUAUUCUAUUUUCCCAAUCUGAUUGAUCACGAAAUGCACUUAAAAACCUGAACUGUAAGAAUUUCAAAAUACACCCAGAUACUCUGAUUAUUUUGUGAUUCAUUGAUAUCUUGUUUACUAAAUUACUUUCUCUGUUUAUUUUAUAUUUAUACACGUUCUUAUAUCUUUUUAUUAUCUAUAACUUUAUUGUAAUCAUCCUAUAAAUACUAAACUGUAGUUUAUGGACACACCAAAAUAUUAAUAUACUAUCUGUAUUUGUAACUUGUCCUAAAGGGACACUAGUCCCAGAAUAAUAAAAUUAUUUUCAUUCAUUAAUAAAUCGAUAACAAAAAAAUUUAAAUUAAGUCAUUAACAAUUGCUUCACACUAAACGAGAUACAAUUUGCUUUAAACGAAAGUAGAGUUGGUUAUUGUUAAAACUAUUUAAAGAAGUCUUCUGAGCAGCUAAACUAAGCUAAAUUAUAUUUUUAAGAAAAAUCAUGAAUUAGUCAUAAUUUCUUUUUUAUCAUCCUCCUUCUUCUAUACCACACUUUUAGAAAACUUCACUGUUUAAUAAGGUUCAUAUUAAUUAAAUUGAGGUUUAUUGGGAAAAAAGUUAAGAUUCACCUCAAGAUGAGUACAAAAAAUCAUGUGAUAUCUUGUCAGCUAAAUAUACCUAUGUUUUAAGCAAAAAAUGGCUAAAAUAAAUUAUUCCAAUGAUUUGAUUUUUUUUUUUUUUUUUCAUGAUCUGGAAUUUAUUAAGAUACAUAAAUAUAAAUGGAUAAAUAAACUUUUGAUUUUAAAAAAUGUUAAAAAUAAUGAUUCUUUGAUUAUUUAUCAUACCAAUACUGAAGGUGGUCAAAUACUGAACACUUUCAGUACUGGAAACAUGCCCUGAUGAUGACCCACAUGUUUGGGUUGAAAUGUCGUCAACAACAAUAAAAAUCUUAAAAUGACUGCGUCCUGACUAUUCCUCACCUAUGAUGUGUAGAACAGUCGACUAACUUCCUCCAGUAAUUCAUUUGAUUAUUUAUCAUCUAAAGUAAUAAUGAAACUGAAUUUUUUACCAAGAUUUGUGCGAAAGGAAUUGACCAGAAUUUAUAAGUGACCGACUAAAUGUUUCUAAUAUUUAUGGUUAAAAUAAAGAAACCUGCUGACAGCUUAAAGUAUUUUCAUAAAAAAAGUAAAUAUUUAGACUAGAAACACUUAGAUGUUCACUAAAAAGGUUUAUAUCUAACAGCUCAAGAAUAUGUAAUGUUUCAAAAGUCAGAAUAAGGCCAACUGAGACCAAUUUUUUAACUUAAACAAAGAGACGCUCUUUUCCAUUUUCAGGGAGAAUGGAAGAAUAGAAUUUAGAUAAAGUAAGAAAUAAAAAAAUUAAUACUCUCUUUCGUAUUUUAUACCAUCUUUCAAGCCUUUUCUGGUUUAGGUUAUAUUUUAUAUCUAAAGGAUGGUCAUAAGAUAA